Messenger RNA from Schistosoma haematobium, 4089 nucleotides. RefSeq names its product putative pterin-4-alpha-carbinolamine dehydratase. The transcript has 2 exons. Gene Ontology annotation, biological process: tetrahydrobiopterin biosynthetic process. Lineage: Eukaryota; Metazoa; Platyhelminthes; Trematoda; Strigeidida; Schistosomatidae. Gene Ontology annotation, molecular function: 4-alpha-hydroxytetrahydrobiopterin dehydratase activity. The record is from RefSeq and is a predicted model, not a curated record. The coding region runs from base 409 to 723 and encodes 104 amino acids.
CGCCUUCCACUCCUUAAAAGCAGCCAAAUGCUGGAAUUUGUCGCCAGAUGGUCUAGUCCAAGAAACUUCACAGAAGUCCUUUAAGGGAAAAUUUGACUUGUUCUUAAGGACUAAGGACAGUACCUUACUAUGAUUUACCAACAUUUUUCCUUUUCCCUCUUUUAUCAUUAAUAUACCUAGGUUCCUACCUAGAUGUAUCAGUGAUCCAUUGCUACUAGAUAUGAAAGCCCGUUAAGCGAACGCUUCUUCUAUUUCGUCCUGAACCAUUUGAACCAUUUGAUUAUGGCGACUUUGCUGAAGUAUUGCGGUACUCCAACUAAUGUCAUGCAUUUCCGUAACGCUGCGGUGCUCAGCUCCUCUGGAGUAUAUUCCACUUUUCUCAUAUUUAAAUUAAAAUAGAGGCGCAAAAUGCCACUCCUUACGGGACCAGAACGUGAACAGAUGCUUCCUCCUUUACUAAACAUCCACCAUUGGGAGUUGUGCCAACAUGGUUCUAGAGAGGCCAUACGACGCUCUUUUAUGUUUAAAAACUUUGAUGUAGCAUUCGACUUCAUGAAAAAAAUAGCAGACAAAUCCAAAGUUAUGAAUCACCACCCUGAAUGGUUCAAUGUGUAUAAUAAGUUCCAUUUUUUUAAAAUCUAUGUCAUGUUCAGUAACAACUUCAAUGAGGUUAGUCCAUCUACGGUAGCCCUACAAAACGGUAGUUUAUAUGGUAUUGUCUGAGAUUCAUCAAAGCUCCCAACAUUUAUAAGAUUUAGAUUUAGGGAACUAAAUUAUGGUGAAAAGCGAUCAAAUUUCAGAUAAGCUACUGGUAUUUGUACGCAAAAUUCACUUGUACUUUUGGCUACUUGUAGUUCUUGUACUAAUGCUGGUGUCAGUUUAUAAUGAAAAUGUUUCAACUGUUUUGUUUUGUCGAUUCGGUAUUGUGUAACAUACAUAAUUCCCGUGUGACAUCAUGUAAUGUGGAAUAACUGCAUAAAAUCACAUAGGAUUUCUCCAAUCAGAAUAUGGUAGUACUUGAUAUAAAUAUCAAAACAGUGACAGGAUACUGCCGAAUGCAAAUUUGAGCCACCUAUGAUUGAUUCUAAACUAAAUUUGCGAUCUUGGCAUAAUAUCAUAUAGCAGGGAGCAGACUACUUUAUCCAAAUUUUAAUCAAACAAGUGUGUCUAAAUAUCGUUAGUAUAGUCUGCUCAUUCUUAAUAUCAAGUUUCCCUACAACUAUCAAAAUAAUGUUCAAAGAAUAUCAAUGUUACUCAGGAUUUGAACACUCCAAUUCUGAGUUGUUUUUCACAUUUAACUACUAUUUCUUACCUAGUAUCGUAUAUGUUUUGUUGUUGUUGAACGCCUUGAGAAAGUUUAAUCAUGACUCUACAAUCGCAACUACAUGCUUUUUGCGUUUUGUCUAUCAUUUGCACAUCUGAUAGUCAUGUAACUUAACAACUACAUUUUUGUGCACUAUAGGGGCUAGUGAAUAUUCCAGAUUGUCUAGGUAGAUGUGGCCAGGUUUAAAACUAUAAUUUAUCAGUUGGAAGAGGAGUGCCUUAACUAUUCUUUCAGGCAGUGUACCAGACAUGUUGAUAAACAAUUAUAAAGUAAUCUAUUCGCUUAACCUACCUACCGAAGAGGAACUCUCAAUGACUAGUAUAAAUGAGCUUUUUAGCUCUGCUUUAACUUUCUAUUCCGUUUUGCAUAUACUUUAUGGUUGUGAAGGUUGGUCUUUUAAAUAUGGUAUUCGUAUGUUACAAUUACUCGAUCAUAAUACAUACCUAAGGAUUACUCUUAUAUGUUGGAACUAUUAAGUUAGCAACUCUGUGAUUAUUAGGUACGAGUGGCAAAUCAGUUAGCGGAGUACUGAGUCUUUAUCAACUGAGAUGAUUGGGACAUGUAUUAAGCAUGCAUAUCUACCGCCCACACCGAAGCGCGAUAAUGGCUGGUGUAGAAGUAGGUUGGAAAUAGCUAGGAGCAGUCAAGCUAAAAGAAUGGCACCAGUCUAUGAAGUCAACUAACAUUGUACUGAACCAUGUAUAUAAAUGCAAAGUAGCUAGUUUGUGUCCAAAUGUCUAUCAUAGGCGGCGGUCAGAGACCUUAGACAACAUUGUUCAGAAUCGCUCGCAAUGGAGAAAGUAAACUCACUUUGUCUUCCCUUAGAUGUUAAAUUUUAAACUACCUAGUCAACCUUUUUACUACAUGAAUCCGUAUUUUGUAUGCCCAACCUUUUCUGUUACCAAUUAUACUUUGACUAUCUCUACUAAUCUGGAAUUCACGUCGAAAAUUUCAUCACGUCCUGCUAAUGAGGUAUUUCUACGUAAACUGGACAUAUAUGUACUGGGUUUUACCUUGCCUAUGACUGGAUGGUUUCACUGAUAUCGGUGUCCCACUACCUUCGGCAUUAUUUGCCGACGCUGGGACUGGUUGGAAAAAGCGGAGAGGUGGUCAGUGUAUGACAUGGUGUCGUGGUAAGAAAGAAAGCUGCAAAGGGCUGGCCUGUUUUGGUCCUUCACGACUCCCUGGCUGGAGUCCGAGAGAUGGUGCAACACAGUGGCUAGAGACGUUAUCAGAUAUGGCUCAGAAUAGGAGCCAGUGGCGAUCCUGCUGUAACCUUUUACUUUCUUCAUAAAAAGUGGUUGUUUCUUCCUUAACUGAAAGAUCUUUUCUGAUUUUACGUUUCUGUUUCCCCCAUUAUUAUUAUUAUUACUAUUAUUACUAUUAUUAUUACUAUUAUACUACCUUACACUAAUCUGUUCGUUAUUGUCCUUUUUUCUUUUUACGCUCCUUGCCUUUUUUUCUCUCCUCGAAUUCUCAUUGUUUUGUGUGGCGCAUAUAUAUUUGGUGCCUUAUUGUACCAAUAUUUAUGUGUUCAAAUAUAUAAAUAAAUAAAUAGAAGCAAAAGAGUUGAAAGAGAAAGCAUCGACAAGUAGCUCUAGAUAGUUGUUUAAAUCGACCACAGUCAAACGUUACAGUCAGGCAAUGUCGUGAAAAGUCAUAUUAGUGAGCCACUGUCAAACCAAAGAUUGGAACAAUCGUUAAAUCGUUUUAAAAGGAAUCUGAUCGACGUUAAUCUACCUUUUUAUUACCCAAUUACUCAAUGUAACAUUAGAAUUGACCCUCUUGGUCUUAGUAAAAUUCUAAAAAUGCUAACUAACUUUAACUUAGUUAGCCCAGUGAUUUUUACGGGUUAACUCUAGAAGACUUCAAAGAUAAUUGUCCAGUGUUAUCAAUUAAAUUGAAUAAGAUAUUAAUCGGUCCUACAGCUGAAUAUAAUUCUCUUAUACUGGUUUUAAUCAUCGGGAGAUAGUUGAUUGUAGUCUAUUUUUUACACUGAUCAUGUUUGUUCUGAAUGGAUGAAACAAUGGUCAAUGUACUUUGCCUUAUUAUUUACAUAUAAAAAUAAAAGUUGAGCUAAGAAAUGUUUUCUUUUCUCAAUUAGUUCUUCAUCAAAGUUCUACAUUAUUAUAAAUUGGCUUCAUGAUUAAGUUUAAAAGCAAUAUCAGGGAGUAUAUGGUAGUGAAUCAGUUUAAUAAUAUAGUAACCAGUUUUUAACACAACAGAUGGAAAAUUAGAAGUUAAUUGACGCUAGUAGUCGGCUAAUCAUUAAUUCUAGUUACAUAUGAGUAAGAAUCUUCUUUAAAACUGAGUCAGUCAGUCAGUCAGCUACAACGUAGGACCAGACACAUAUGUGCAUCGGUCCAGGUUGCCAUACCGCAUCAGCACAACAAGAUGAACACGGGAUUCAUAGCAGUGGUUAUGUCAAAGGUGGUAAUAUAUAAGAGAAAGAUUGCAUAUAGAGAUGUAAUACAAGAUUAAAGAAUUGGUUCGUAGAAAGAAAGAUAUGAAGCGAUUUUAAUCUCUUAGUUUAAGGGAAGACAGAGAGUGUAUACACCGACGCCAUUGUGAUCGAUUCUGAGCCAUGUCACCAAGAGUCUCCAACCAUUGGUUACGAUAGUCACGCGGACCCCAACCAAGUAGUCUGCAUCUACCAACAUGGCUCAGACUACAAGUUAGUGACUUCAAGCACUGAUGCCACGUUUUGGUUUGGCCGCCCCUAACUUUCUUCCAACCAUCUCCAAUACCGGAUAGCAUUGCACGUC